AUGAAUCGACUGGACCAAGCUUUUGAAGAAUACACAAAAAGUGCAGCAUAUGCACCAAGUGGUAGUGAAGAAUGUGCUCUUGCUUUUGCUAAUAGAAGUGCUGUGCUUUUCAAGUGUCAAUUAAUGAACGAUUGUAUUAGUGAUAUUAAAAAUGCCCUUUGUGCUAAUUAUCCAGAUAAUCUAAAAGCAAAGUUAUAUCAUCGUAAAGUGUGCUGUUUAAAAGCAUUGAAUCCAAGAGAUCCAUCAAUAAAUAAAACUUUGGCCAAAGCACGAUCCUUGGUGAGUAAAAUGGAUCAGGACAAACAAAAGGCCAUGAUGGAUGUUCUUGAUCAUGAAACAAGAAAGUUUAAUCCAAGUGAAAAGAUCAAGUGUAAUAAUUGGAAUUUUGAGGAUACAGUGCCAGCAUUCAAUGCCAAUAAUCCAGUUAUUCCUGGAUUUUCUGAUGCCAUGGAAAUGAAACACUCGCCUCAAUAUGGAAGGCACAUGGUUGCAACCAGAGACAUUAAACCUGGUGAAUUAUUAGGGUUGCAAAAACCAUAUGCACGUGUUGUUGCAGACAACAUGAGAUACAAAUUGUGCUGGCAUUGUGGUAAACAAACAUGGUCAAGUAUACUAUGCAAUACAUGUGGUGAAGUUGUAUUUUGUUCAGCUGUGUGUCGUGAUGAGGCACACAAAAAAUAUCAUAAUAUUGAAUGUUAG
Molecule: messenger RNA, 699 nt
Organism: Aphidius gifuensis
Lineage: Eukaryota; Metazoa; Arthropoda; Insecta; Hymenoptera; Braconidae
Product: SET and MYND domain-containing protein 4-like
Exons: 1
Coding region: 1-699 (232 amino acids)
Molecular function (GO): protein binding
Source: RefSeq, a predicted model, not a curated record